CUAUUAUUCUAAACCCUAUUUCACGUCCCCGCCACACCACCCUCCCAUUACCAGCCACUGCACCCCGCCCCCACGGUCGCCUCACGCCGCUCCUGUCCGACGUCGUCUCAGCGGUUGCCGCCGCACGCUGCACUCUCAACUGUUGCAGUAUCAGUAUUCCGUCGAACUCGCCGUUGCUCCCUCCCUCUCAUACUCUCUCGCCUCUCCGAGCAGUCAGAAACAGUGGUUCAGCCACUAACCCUCGGCGUCGGUGAGUUCGUGCCGACCCUUACGCGCGCUGCCGCUCGAUUUUCAGAUACUUAGUAUCUCUGAAGGGGUGACAUUCUCAAUGGUGAAGAAGAGGAAGCAUAGCGAGACUUUGCCGGCAGUACCGGUUAAGAAGGAUGAUGUUGCCCCCGAGAGAUCCAAGCGGACGCUCACGGGUUGGAAAGACAAGGAAGUCAUAACAAAGAGUGAAUCUGAUUCUGAUCAUGCUGUUUUUCGAAAUAAAGAGAAAGUUCUUGUCACUUGUUCCCGCCGAAUCAAUUUCAGGUAUCGGCAUUUGAUGUUGAAUAUGGUAUCACUUUUGCCACAUUGUAAGAAGGAUAACAAGGUGGAGUCAAGGUCCACCAAGGGUGCAACGCUGAAUGAGCUGGUUGAGCUCAAGGGUUGUUCUUCCAGCCUAUUUUUUGAGUGUAGAAAACAUAAAGAUCUCUAUUUAUGGAUGGCAAAGUGCCCUAGUGGACCAUCUGUGAAGUUUUUAGUUAAUGCCGUGCAUACAAUGGAAGAACUGAAGCUUACAGGGAACCAUCUGAAAGGUUCCCGUCCGAUUUUGACAUUCUCAUCAAAUUUUGAUAAAGAUGCCCACUGGAAACUUCUGAAGGAAAUAAUUGUUCAGAUUUUUGGAACUCCGAAGGAACAUCGACAUUCGAAGCCAUACCAUGAUCAUGUAUUUGUUUUCUCCAUUGUAGAUGACCACAUAUGGUUCCGAAAUUACCAGAUAGCUGUUCCACAUAAUGAAUCAGAUAAAGUAGCUCGUGGAGGACUAGAUAAAAUGACUCUCAUUGAGGUCGGCCCACGAUUCUGUUUGAAUCCAAUCAAGAUAUUUGGUGGCAGUUUUGGAGGUCCAACCCUAUACGAGAAUCCGCUCUACGUAUCGCCAAACCAGAUUCGAGCAUUGGAGAAGAAGCAGAAGGCUGGAAAAUACUCGAAGAAAGUUAAAGCGAAAACGAGGAGGAAGAUGCACGAGUUAUCAAAUCCAUUGGAACCGGACGAGUUUGCUGAUAUGUGGAAGGAAUAGUCUUUGCAUGGACUUCAUCUUGUCUAGACUCAAAAUUAAAGUUUGCUGAUAUGUGGAAGGAAUAGUCUUUUCUGAAAGGGAAAGCCUAAAGAGAACAAUAUCUGCUAGUGGUGGAUCUGGGCCGUUACAAUAAAUUUUCUAGUUACUCUAGAUCGUCUGGAUUUUGGUCA
Messenger RNA from Cucurbita pepo subsp. pepo (vegetable marrow), 1449 nucleotides. Its product is annotated as ribosome biogenesis protein BRX1 homolog 1. Gene Ontology annotation, biological process: ribosomal large subunit assembly; rRNA processing. NCBI's taxonomy places the organism in Eukaryota, Viridiplantae, Streptophyta, Magnoliopsida, Cucurbitales, Cucurbitaceae. Gene Ontology annotation, cellular component: nucleolus. Gene Ontology annotation, molecular function: rRNA binding. The record is from RefSeq and is a predicted model, not a curated record.